CCGCCUUACAUCACAAAAUGCUCUCAUUUCUCAACCCACUCUCUCCACCUAACAGUCAGAAGCACCCACUCUCUUUAGAAGAGUGAAAAGGGGGAAAGAAACAAAAUAUCCCAAAAAAAAAGAAAAAAAAAAGAAAAAAAAAAACCUAUAGAUAGGAAGGGAGAGAACAACAAAAAAGAGAACGAGAGAAAAGAUGGGGAUUAAAGCAGUUACAGUUGUUUUUCUCGUCUUCUCUCUCUUUUUUUAUCUGACGAAAGCUAUCCCCAACACUCCUCUGCAGACCCAACAUGGAACCACGAUGAAGGUGGAAGAAGGGUCAAUACUUGGAGCUCAAUUCGGCCGCAAAGUUUUGGCGCUCAAAGUGGCUACUGAAUUUGGCCGCAAAUUUGGAGGCGAUCACCGAAUUCUCCGCCGAUUUGGAGGAGGCAGCAGAAGCCGAUGGCGGCCUUCAAAUGGUGCGCACCACCACAAUGCCGGGCCGAGUCACCACGGCUCAUUCAAAUGGGCCAUUUUCGGAGUUCUUUCCAUGUGGGUUUUCUUGGUCUAGAAUUAGGCAAUGGGACGGUGAUGCUGCAUAUAGCCCUACUAUUUCCUAAGGCGUAUGGAUCAUAGUAUGGCAUCCCUUGUAAUAGUUUUUAUGCCACGAAAUGUCGAUAAUCAUGUCCUUUGUGUAAAAUGUGAUUGGUGAGAUUGGAUUAUCCAACAAUGAGAGACUUCAACUUACA
This is a messenger RNA of Amborella trichopoda, 725 nucleotides long. Lineage: Eukaryota; Viridiplantae; Streptophyta; Magnoliopsida; Amborellales; Amborellaceae. The record is from RefSeq and is a predicted model, not a curated record.